This is a messenger RNA of Lobosporangium transversale, 1061 nucleotides long. RefSeq lists its product as hypothetical. Lineage: Eukaryota; Fungi; Mortierellomycota; Mortierellomycetes; Mortierellales; Mortierellaceae. The coding region runs from base 179 to 1024 and encodes 281 amino acids. The record is from RefSeq and is a predicted model, not a curated record. The transcript has 2 exons.
ACUUCUUUUGUACAGACGAGCAAAAAAAAAAAAAAAAAAAAAAAAAAAAAAACGAUGGCAAUUCGAGGAAAACGAUUGUAGUUGACAGCGAUUUAUGCUAACACAGGUUAUCACUGAUUAAUGACGAAUAGCAAAAGAUGAAGCAUCAAGGAAGCAUGUGGGAGAGCAGAUCUUUUUAAUGAAACAUUGGGAGCUAGAUGUAGAGCGUCCUAAGCCUGGUUGGAUCGGCAAAGGAAGUUAUGCGCGACUAUGUUCUGUGAUCCUGGACCCUUUAUUACCUUCAUCAAGCGAAAGCCCAUUUGGGUCGAUGCGAUACUACUUUGAGGCACGUCUAAAAGGCGCCAAGGGUUUUGGAAUCACAAGAUCAGAUUGGGUGGUGGCCCAGGAGGUGUGGAUCUUGAAUUCAUCGUUACCAUUCUACAACAAUAUAUCAAUCGAUAAUCCCACUGCGGUACAUGGCAUUUGGAGAGAUGCAUUGAAGUACUCAAUAUCCAUCCCUUCGGAUUUACUAUACCUUGGACAAAGAGUCGCUGUUACAGUUCAGCUGCAUCCCUUCAACCAAGGCUCUGUCUAUGAAGGAGAUGAGGUACAGGUGAUUUACGCUACAUUCACACUACGGGAGCUAAAGACUUUCCGAGCUCAGUUUGUAAGAGACGUACACCAGACAACUGAGAAAGUUUUAAACAUUACAGUCAACACAGCUUGGCGUCAAAGUGUUGAUGGAUGGCGCAAAACGAUUAAUUUGUCAUUGCCUUCAUCACCGAUCAUGUCGCCUAAUAUGCAGACCAAGUUCAUGGAUGUCGCGCAUACAUUGGCAGUAAUGAUUGAGUUCAGGACAGUCAAAAUAUCCAAGAUUGAAAAAUUGAAAGCACAGCUGGAUGUUCAGAUCACAGCACCAUGUUUCGCACCCACUUUGCCACCUGAUUACGGGGAGACAACAAGGCAUGUCGAGUCACUUCUUCUGCUGGAGCCUCCAGCCAUUGAUCCUAACGAGUCAUUGCCCGGGUACUCUCGAUAUGAAUAGCGCCUCCUUUCCUAAGGGACGUGUAUUUUUUUUUUUU